This is a messenger RNA of Chelmon rostratus (copperband butterflyfish), 867 nucleotides long. Its product is annotated as bryoporin-like. Gene Ontology annotation, biological process: pore complex assembly; monoatomic cation transport; cytolysis in another organism. The transcript has 3 exons. Gene Ontology annotation, molecular function: channel activity. The record is from RefSeq and is a predicted model, not a curated record. Bases 204 to 734 code for a protein of 176 amino acids. NCBI's taxonomy places the organism in Eukaryota, Metazoa, Chordata, Actinopteri, Chaetodontiformes, Chaetodontidae. Gene Ontology annotation, cellular component: pore complex.
UGGACUGAGCAGUUGAAACUAGAAUGCAUCAGUGACAUUGGAGCAGACCUGAGAUCAGGGCACAGACCCACCUACUGGAAGCUCAGACUGUGUGAGGCGUGACCGUGGGUGUGACUUCGUGCUCGUCUCCAAACCAAACUCAGGCUUAUUUUCAGAGGACUCUCUGCCACCGUGUGUUUGUGACAAAGUGAACGGCCGUCAACAUGCCUGAGACUGCAGAAUCCCACGCUGUCAGCCUCACCACCAACCGCAACUGUGUCAUAGAGAUCACCAAUGUCAGCGCUUAUUACUGUCUCAUCAACCCAAAGGUGUACAUGAAUAGUGGCUUCGCCUUCAGCCCCCCACAGCCGACCCUGCGCACCAACAAGACCGAGGUGUGCUCUUUCACCAAGGACGACAACACGGCGUCAGGAGCUGUGGGCGUCAUGACCUACGAGCUGCUGGACAUGCGCGACCGUCACCGCAACGAGCUGAUGGCCGUCAUGUUCUCUGUGCCGUUCGACUACAACUUCUACAAGAACUGGCUGGCGGUGGGCAUCUUCGAGCACACGAGGGCCUGCGAUGAGAAGCUGUACGACCUCAUGUACAACGGAAAGGAUUUAACCAACUUUAACCGCCACGAGGCCAACGGCUCAGGGAUAGUGUACAAGGGAAGGGCGGUGGAAGUGAGGGCCUGCAUGUCUGAUGAGGGCAGGGCUAUUAUCAAACUGGAGGUGUAUGACAGGAUGACAUGAGUCUCUUUGCAACGCUGUGAGGUGAAACGUGGAAUAAAUGUUAAGAGCAGAUGUUGCUGAAAACAUGUGUGCACAUUGUCUGUCAUCACAUCAUGUACGGGUGCUUUCCAUGAAUAAAAAACAACAGAAAGGA